Gastrolobium bilobum is the source of this 1502-nucleotide messenger RNA. RefSeq names its product ent-kaurenoic acid oxidase 2-like. Bases 1 to 1479 code for a protein of 492 amino acids. The record is from RefSeq and is a predicted model, not a curated record. Gene Ontology annotation, molecular function: iron ion binding; heme binding; ent-kaurenoic acid monooxygenase activity. Lineage: Eukaryota; Viridiplantae; Streptophyta; Magnoliopsida; Fabales; Fabaceae. Gene Ontology annotation, cellular component: endoplasmic reticulum. Gene Ontology annotation, biological process: brassinosteroid homeostasis; multicellular organism development; brassinosteroid biosynthetic process. The transcript has 8 exons.
AUGGUGGAGAUGGGUUGUAUAGGGGUUAUCCUUGUGGCCAUUUGUAGUGCUUUUAUGUUAAUUAGAUCCCUCCUCAAGAAUGUAAAUUGGUGGCUCUAUGAAUCCCACUUGGGAAUGAAGCAGUACUCUCUUCCACCUGGUGACAUGGGCUGGCCCAUCAUUGGCAACAUGUGGUCUUUCCUCAGAGCUUUCAAGUCUAGUGAUCCUGAUUCCUUCAUCUCCUCCUUUGUGUCCAGAUUUGGAAGGACCGGAAUAUAUAAGGCCUUGAUGUUUGGAAGCCCAAGUGUAAUUGUGAUAACACCUGAAGCAUGCAGAAGAGUUUUGACAGAUGAUGAUAACUUUAUUCUUGGUUGGCCUCGUUCUACGGUUGAGCUUAUUGGAAAGAAAUCAUUCAUUGCAAUGUCUUAUGAAGAACAUAAACGUCUUAGGCGUUUGACAUCUUCUUCAAUCAAUGGCUUUGAAGCACUGUCCUUGUACUUGGUAUAUAUUGAAGAAAUUGUGAAAAGUUCAUUGGAGAAAUGGGCCAACAUGGGACAAAUAGAGUUUUUAACUGAGCUCAGGAAGCUUACUUUUAAAAUCAUUGUGCAUAUUUUCCUUGGCUCUGAGGGUAACGCUUUUAUGGAAUCUUUGGAAAGGGAAUACACGGCACUUAAUUUUGGAGUUAGAGCCAUGCGAAUUAAUAUUCCUGGAUUUGCAUUUCAUAAAGCCUUCAAGGCUAGGAAAACUCUGGUGGCAAUAUUUCAAUCUAUCGUGAAUGAGCGAAGGAAACAAAGGAAGGAAAAUUUGUCCAGACAAAACAAAGACAUGUUGGAUGCUCUGAUUGAUGUUGAAGAUGAAAAUGGAAGAAAAUUGAGCGAUGAAGAAAUCAUUGAUGUUAUGAUAAUGUACUUGAAUGCAGGCCAUGAGUCUUCAGGACAUAUUACCAUGUGGACCACCUUGCUCCUGCAAAAGCACCCAAAAUAUUUCCAAAAGGCUAAGGCUGAACAGGAAGAAAUAAUAAAGAAAAGGCCACCUACACAGAAGGGGUUGACACUUCAGGAAAUUCGGCAGAUGGAGUUUCUUUCUAAGGUGAUUGAUGAAACAAUGCGUGUGAUUACAUUCUCAUUGAUGACCUUUCGCGAGGCAAAAUCUGAUGUCAGGAUCAAUGGCUACACCAUUCCAAAAGGUUGGAAAGUACUGGUUUGGUACAGGUCCGUUCACCUUGAUCCUGAAAUAUAUCCUAAUCCAAAGCAAUUUGAGCCUUCAAGAUGGAAUACCGUACACAAGGCUGGAGAAUUCCUUCCCUUUGGAGCAGGAACCAGAUUGUGUCCAGGGAAUGAUCUCGCUAAGCUAGAAAUCACAGUUUUUCUUCAUCAUUUUCUUCUGAAUUAUCAGCUUGAACAACUUAAUCCUACAUGUCCUGUGAUGUACUUACCGCAUACAAGGCCCAAGGACAAUUGCUUGGCAAGAGUCCAGAAAUGUUCAUCUGCAUCAACCUAAGAUGGAUAAACAGAGUACGAGAC